AACGUAAGUUGCAUUCGUCCAUGCAUGUAGCUGCACAAAUUGAAUUCGGUAGGUAUCUCUUUCAUUAAUGCUCAACCUAAUAAUGCUUUCGUACCCAAAGUCAUCCGCUCUUAUCAGACUGCUAUUACCAUCUUUGAAUCACAUCUCUAUUCUGUUACACUACUUACGUCUUAUUUUCAAUUAAAAUAAAUAAUUUCGAUAAAGAUUUAUAUCAAAGUUUGUUACCAGAUGAUAAUAAUAAGCCCUCAUCCCACAAAUUUUCGACAAGGAUCGGUUAUUUAAUAUGUUAUCAGAGUUCAGACUUAUUUCGAGAAGGAUCGGUUAUCUCGUUAUAUAUAACUAGUGUUCACAGUAUCAGUGUCGGCCCUUCUAUUACCGCACAAAGCUGCUCUUCCCCGGUUGAAACCUGAUAUCUCCUGAUCAAAUGGAUGUGGCUAAUGGAAAAGCUCAUGAAGUUGUUACAGCAAAGAGUACUGAUGAAAUAAAGUAUGACAGGCAGAGUGAAUUGAAGGCAUUCGACGACACGAAAGCUGGAGUUAAAGGACUUGUUGAUGCAGGGAUCAAGAACGUCCCUCGCAUAUUUAUACGACCCAAAGAUGAUUUACAAGAUUCGAUAUCAAGCUCGGAAGGAGGACAGUUCAAGUUCCCAAUUAUCGAUAUGGAUGGCCUGGAUAAAGAUCCUGUCAGACGACAGAUAAUUGAUCAAGUUCGUGAUGCAUCACAGACAUGGGGUUUUUUUCAAAUUGUGAAUCAUGGCAUUCCGGAUACUGUGAUGAAUGAAAUGCUGGAGGGUGUGCGUCGAUUUUAUGAGCAGGAUCUUGGGGUUAAGAAACCGUGGUAUACGCGUGACAACCUGAAACGUUUCGUUUAUAAUUGUAAUUUUGAUUUGUAUAGUGCUCCUGUCGCUAACUGGAGGGAUACAUUUUACUGCGCUAUGGCGCCUAGUGCUCCCGAUCCAGAGGAACUACCCGAGGCUUGCAGAGAUGUGCUUAUGAACUACAGCGAGCAUGUAAUGAAAUUAGGAAAAUCAUUGUUUGAAGUAUUGUCGGAGGCUCUUGGGUUAAACCGAAACUAUCUGAACGACAUCGGUUGUGCAGAUGGACUUGGAACACUAGGCCACUACUAUCCUGCAUGCCCCGAACCAGAAAGAGCAAUUGGGACUAACAAGCAUGCUGACAAUGAUUUCCUCACUGUCCUUUUGCAAGAUCACCUUGGAGGUCUUCAAGUGCUUCAUCAGAAUCACUGGGUUGAUGUUCCUCCUGUUCCUGGAGCUCUGGUCAUUAACAUCGGAGAUUUUAUGCAGCUUAUAUCAAACGACAAGUUUAUUAGCUCUGAACACAGAGUACUAGCAAGCAGAAUCGGACCCCGAAUAUCAGUUGCUUGUUUCUUUACUACAGGUGCAUUUGCGUCAUCAAGGAUUUAUGAACCCAUUAAGGAGCUCUUAUCGGAAGAAAAUCCUCCAAAGUAUAGGGCUUUCACAGUGAAAGAAUUUCUUGAUUACUUCUUUGCAAAAGGGCUUGAUGGCAAUUCAGCUCUUUUGCACUUUAAAAGAUCCAUAGCUUGAUUACUAGCUAUAGAUUUAUAUACUAUAUGAACCUCCAUGCAGUAAUACUCUAUAUAAGAAUAAACUCUUCAUGUAUUUUCUGGAUUUUAUCGAAAUCUGAACCUCCAUUGUUUGAUGUUAAA
Messenger RNA from Daucus carota subsp. sativus, 1686 nucleotides. Its product is annotated as 1-aminocyclopropane-1-carboxylate oxidase homolog 1. Lineage: Eukaryota; Viridiplantae; Streptophyta; Magnoliopsida; Apiales; Apiaceae. The transcript is spliced from 3 exons. The record is from RefSeq and is a predicted model, not a curated record. The coding region runs from base 425 to 1564 and encodes 379 amino acids.